Molecule: messenger RNA, 563 nt
Organism: Hypomesus transpacificus
Lineage: Eukaryota; Metazoa; Chordata; Actinopteri; Osmeriformes; Osmeridae
Product: pancreatic secretory granule membrane major glycoprotein GP2-like
Exons: 4
Coding region: 60-515 (151 amino acids)
Biological process (GO): neutrophil migration
Cellular component (GO): cell surface; apical plasma membrane
Source: RefSeq, a predicted model, not a curated record
CAUAUCUUGUCAGCCUCGAAGGUGCGGUGAAAGAAGAGGGUGCCAAGGCCAAGGCUUCCAUGUCUCUGUUCCGUGAUGCCAACUACACAGCUCCUUACUCUGCAGGCCCAGUCACUCUGCCCCUGGGCUCCAUCCUGCAUGUCGGCGUGUCUGUUGAAGAGACGGACGCUGAGGACUCUGUGGUUGUUCUGGAGGACUGCUACGCCACCCACUCCCCUGAUCCUGAUGACCUCCUGAAAUACUUCCUCAUCCAGCACAAGUGUCCUACCAACCGUCGCCAGGUGUCCGUGGAGGAGAGUGGCUUGUCCCUCCAGGCUCGUUUCUCUGCGCUGCUGUUCCUGUUCCAGGGGGACUACAGGGACGUCUACCUGCACUGCAGCCUCAACCUGUGUGACCAGAGGAACUCCUCCUGCUCUCCUAUGUGUUCAGGAAGGUCUGUCCGCUCUGUUGACGAACUCGUACCCCUCAAGCCCGUCACCAUCGGACCAAUCACCUGGGGCCAGAGUGUGGAGUGAGCUGAUGAAGUCACACCUCCCUCAGAACGGCUUCAUGACCAUCCCUAU